UUUUUAAAUUGAUGACAAUCAUUAUUACUUUUGAUAUUAUUUAAUUUGUCUUUUACUCAUUUAUUUCCCACCCAAUAUAAAUAAAUGAGUAAUUAAAAUGGAAAUCUGCUUCAUGGAACACAUUUCUGCAAUUUGUCUAACGUUAACAUUUCGGUGCUCUUUGCUUUCAGCCGGAGAAAAACGUAAGGUGAGUGCUGCCACCUAGUAGUCACCUCAAAUAGUUCGAGUAUCAUUUUGCAUUCUGAUCUAAAAAUAUCCAGAGUAGAACAUAUUUGAGCAGUUAUCUUGUGACUAUGUCCACAAACGAAGGGCAUUUGAUUUAGAAGUUUAUUCGCAUGAGUUUUACUUAAAAGAAAUGGGUCCAGUUUUUGUAAUUUGCUUGACAUUUGUUUAAAUUCCAGAGGAACUCACAACAGUUCCAGUAAAGGGGUGUUAUGUCCAAGGACACAUUUCCAUUCUCCUCUACCUCACUAUGUUCUCUCAGACUGGAGCAGGAGCUCCAGGACUGGGAGGAUGAACGGCGAGCUUUGGCUAAUAGGAGAGCCAUGAUCAUGCCCCCACUGCCUCGGGCCCCCCGACUCCCUCCAAGGCAGCAGCGGCUCCAGGUCAGAACCCCUCCACCCCAGAUCCGCUGCAGAGACACAAGUAUCCACAACACCUUUAUGUUCGGGGACAUAAAAGGAGUUUACACUGUGCUGAAGGACCCUGCGAUGGUCAACGCCCUGAUGGAGACAGUGCAUGAGGAGAUGGUGUGGGCUCCAGAAAUGGGCAUGUGGACCCUGAGCUCCAAGGUGAAACAAACAUCGGGCUUACGCCUGGCUGCCAGCCGGGGACACACAGCAUGUGUGGAGGAGCUGCUGUUCCGUGGAGCAGAGGUGAACGCCGACCCUGGAGGUAACACUGCACUCCACGAUGCCUGCUUAGGUGGCCACUCUGACUGUGUCCAGCUGCUGCUAUCCCAUGGAGCAGAUCCUGAGGUGCUGGACGCAGAUGGCAGCGCGCCUCUUCACCUCUGUACCUCUGCCCAGUCAUUCCACUGUGCUAAGCUGCUUUUAGAAGGUGGUGCAGACAUCAACAUGAGGAGCAGAGAGUCGAGGCUCACACCUCUGCAUGUGGCUGCUCAACGAGGCCUGGAAGAGCACAUCGAGCUCUUUCUAAGCCAUGGAGCAGAUGUAUUAGCAACAAAUCGAGAAGGGGAGACCCCGCUGAACGCUGCAUGCUCUGGAGCCGAGAGGCCAUCUGAAGCUGGGAGGUACCGCCGUGUGAUCCAGAAGCUGCUGGGUGCAGGAGCCAAUCCCCAAACUGCUGGCAGGAAGCAACACACACCGCUGCACAACGCCUGUGCAAACUGCUGCCCCAGGAUUGUAGAUGUCCUUCUGCAGCAUGCAGCAAGGGCUGAUGUUGAGAACUGUGCAGGAUACACACCAAUGGACUGUUUGCUUCAGGUUGUGGAAGAUUACCCGACUCAGGAAUCUGAAGCCAUAGUACGAUCCCUUCUGAACUAUGGAGCCAAACCUGUUUCACCAAAGAUACUGAAACAGUUGACCUUCUAUCCUGAUGUCCUGGGGGUGAUGUUGAAUUCGUACACAUCUAUCCCACCCUGUGAGUGGUUAGACUCCCCAUCUCCUGACACGUUGCCCCAGGAGCACCUGCCGUUCUUCCGCUCAGUGCGUCAGUGGAGCGGUCAGCCUCGAUCCCUGCAGCAUCUCUGUCGAUGUGCUUUGCGUCAGCAUUUAGGAGCCCGGUGUCACUUAGCUGUCUGUAAUCUGGACAUUCCUGGCUCAGUGAGGGAUUAUCUGCUGCUCUGCAACAACGGGACACUCCAGUAAAUGUUGAUACUGCCAUAUCGACAGUGUUCUUGCAUUGAGCUAUUUAUGGCCUUUACAUCUUAAAAAUUAUUGUUAAGGAUUUUAAAUUCAAAUUGUGAUACAUGUUCUUUAUUAAAAGUCAUGUUAAAAGGCUGCAUGAUAGUACAGUGGAUAACACAGAUUCCUUAUAAUUUAAAUUAGCCUUGGUCCUCACACGAGAUGCUGUCCAGCCCUGAUAUACAGUGCCUUGGAAAAGUAUUCAUACCCCCUGAACCUUUUCCCAUUUGUCACAUUAAUACCACAAAUAAAAAUUUGAAAGUG
Molecule: messenger RNA, 2129 nt
Organism: Girardinichthys multiradiatus
Lineage: Eukaryota; Metazoa; Chordata; Actinopteri; Cyprinodontiformes; Goodeidae
Product: ankyrin repeat and SOCS box protein 16-like
Exons: 7
Coding region: 435-1829 (464 amino acids)
Biological process (GO): negative regulation of delayed rectifier potassium channel activity; intracellular signal transduction; neuronal action potential
Cellular component (GO): membrane; synapse; axon initial segment
Molecular function (GO): transmembrane transporter binding
Source: RefSeq, a predicted model, not a curated record